Messenger RNA from Chilo suppressalis (striped riceborer), 4214 nucleotides. The record is from the annotation of a GenBank genome assembly. Lineage: Eukaryota; Metazoa; Arthropoda; Insecta; Lepidoptera; Crambidae.
AUUACGUUAUGCGUUAAUUACAUACCAUUGUGUUCCCGGUGGUAUUUCGUAAAAAAUCGGAAUUGUGCAAUAGUGGAUGUGAAAAAGUGGCCUUAUAAGAGUAAAGUUAAUAAUUGCUUGAAGAAUAAUAAACUAAUUUAAUCUAUGUGUUGUUUCUCUUUAUAAAAUUGAUCGACAAUUAUGUUUCUUGAUUGCGAGUGUUAUCUAUAUAUAAAUAAAAAUGGGAACUAAAUACAAAGAUUUUCUGCUAGUGUUAUUCACCAUCUGUGUUUCUUUAGGCAUCAGUAAUGGCUGUCAAAUGGAAGAUGUCAACAAUUGGUUUUUGUGGCAAAACGUUGAGAUACUAGAUAUAUUUGAGGGAGUUGUAGUUAGAAGAAGCACUUCCGAUAUUUUAGGGAUAGCAAGUGUAUCUUUUUCUCCGAACAUUGGACCAUAUAUGGAUGUCUCAUUAACGGAGUCCGCGUUUGUGAUCCAAACCAACGAAAGGUUUAAAACGUAUGAGGAAUAUGAGACUGCAAGAUCAAUUAAUAUUGCUACAACGUUCAACUGCGUUGGAGGCUCCACAAGAUCUUUGACGUUUUCAGUGGAAAUAAUCGACACAAACAAUAAUGACCCUAUAUUUAGACCGAACGAUACAUAUCAAUUCACAGUUACGCCACCGUUACCACCAGGAUAUGCAAUAACCAGCUUACUUAGUCCUCUUAUAGUGAGAGAUAUAGAUCUUACAACUCAACAGAUCGAUUUCGAAAUCUUCGACAAUUCGAAUUUUCUUAUAAAUUAUGAUGAAGUUUCUCCAGCGACACCUAAAGAAUUCAGAGCAUCUCUAAGAACAACAACGCUUAUCAGAAGUAUUCCAGAACCAAUAGAAUUCGUAAUAAGUGCUACGGAUGUUGAUCUAACUGGUGAUCCUCGACGUACCAGAAACGCCACAGUACGAAUCUUAAGCGACGGCUCAUUCGAAUUACCUGAAGAAUUAGUUUUUACGCAAAGUUUUUAUCUAGCAGAAUAUACAGAAAACAACGAAAUUCUUUUGCGAGAGCCAAUUUCACUGCAACAGGGCUUUCACGGAGAUGUGACAUUUUCAUUGAUAACAGGAGAGAAUUCGGAGUAUUUUGAAAUUGUUCCAAAUGGUAAUAACAUCACAUUACGUGUUAUUAAGUCAAUACCAGUUGAAUUGUUGACACUACGUAAGCUCUUCUUAGUUAUAAGAGCGGAUAGGCAGUAUACCAGCGGAACAAGUGCCACUGUAGUUGUACAGCUACCUGAGGAUGUGACACUACAGUUUGAAAAGUCCGUAUAUGAAGGAGCUAUUAUAGACAACGAAUUACAACUUUCUGACCUGGUUUUAUCUCAAGGCUAUGAAAAUCAAACUGUUUCCAUCCAAAUACAAAGUGAAUUCGCUUCAUUCUUCACUUAUAAAAUAUAUGAAAAUAAUAUAACGCUGUCGAUGUCAACACUUGAUGCGACCACAAUUAUUGAAAAUGCUUUUUUGAAUUUACAAAUUAUUGCUUCCACAAACCGUAGCGUAGCAUCAACUGUGAUAACGUUAGAAAUUAUAAAAAAUGACAAAACCACGCCAAUGUUUGAACAUACAACAUAUAUUGGUAAAUACGAUCCCGUCGAUGGUUUGACUUUAGAGAAAAUAGUUAUCGUUCAAGGCUAUGAUGACACUGUCGAAGUAAAGCUGGCUCAAUCUGAUCACGCACAGUACUUUAGUAUUGUUCCAAAUGGACCAUACUUUGAAUUGAUAGCAUCCAAUCUACCACCAGAAAUCUACUCUGAAGGUCCCCUACUACUAACAAUAGUAGCAUCAAAACCUAGGACCGUUGGCGCUAACGCUGCCAUCUCAAUAAUCUUACCAACAGCCACAAAUUUAAGUUUUUUACAGGAAAAUUAUAGAGGAAUUAUCCAAGAGAAUAAUUUGCGAAUCGAAACCAUUAAAAUGAGUAAAUACGUGACUAAUGUACUACUCGAUCUUACUGGAGACUAUGCAGACUUUUUCAAAGUAACAAGUGAAGAGGGUGAAAUCACAUUAGAGAUACAAGAUCAACUUCCAGAGAGUGCUGUAUUAGAAAACGAUUUUCUACUUCUUUCACUUUCUGCGACCGCAAUGAAUGCUAAUAAUGCAACCACUACUAUAUUACUGGAGAUUAUAAAAGAGGAUACGACUACACCUGUAUUCAACGAUAAAAUAUAUUCUGUCAUUUAUUCAAAUUCAACAAAUUACGAUGUUUCAAGAAUUUUCUUAACACAAGGUUACGACGAGACCGUUUCAUUCCAUAUCACCGGUGAACAUUCUGAAUACUUUACGAUAAGGCCAUCAGGAAAUGAUGUUGAAUUAACAAUAUCAAAAACAAUCCCAGAAGAACUUAUUUUUAAGGAAAAAGUUUUAGUAUUUAAUAUUGUAGCUGAAAAACCACUUACUGUUGGCGCCAGGGCUGCUAUUACUGUACAUUUUCCACUUGAAUUGACCGAACCCAUAGCGUUAGCUUUUUCAAAAACGUUUUACACUGGUUCGUUAGAAGAUACUGUUUUGAGAAUAGAAGAUAUUGAACUCAGCGUAGGUUUCACAACCAAUACCAUAUUCACAAUUAAUGGAGAGUACAAAAAUUACUUUCAAGCCUACCAUGACGAAAACUUCGUAAAGAUCUCACAAAUCAAUACUCUACCUCCUGAGAUUAUUGAUUAUAAGUAUAUUGCACUUGAAUUAGAAGCUCAAAGAGAAAGAGCUGUUCCAGUAUCAGCAAUAAUAAUUAUAGAUAUUGUACAACCUGAACCUAUUGUACCACCAGUAUUUAGUGAACCAUUCUAUAGAGCAGUAUAUACCGAAGAAACAGGUCUUGAUUUUAAAGAAAACAUAUCCUUAUCACAGGGUUUUGAUGAUACUGUUAUCUUUGAACUGGAAGGAGAAUACAAGGAUUGGUUUGAGGUAACCAAUGAUAAAAAUUUGGUAAUAAUUUCUGUUAAUGACAUACCAGAAAACAUCUUGGAUACAAAUCAUCAUUUGGUGUUUUCUGUGAUUGCUCGUAAAGUUGGUGUAAAUAACGUUAUUGAUGGUCGUGCUGCUAUAGUUAUAGAUUUACCUAAAGAAUCACCAGAACUGGUGUUACUACGCUUCACUCAACCAAGCUAUGUUGGUUCCAUUCAAAAUAAUAUACUCAAUUUGCCACCAGUAACUCUAGCAGGGAUAUAUGAUAUGGCAAUUGCAUUAAACACGACAGGCGAAUACUCAUCAUACUUUAAACUUACGUUGGAAUCAAAUGUCGUCAAUGUUGAAUUGAUUUCUGAUCUACCAUCAGAAAUUAUUGAUACCAUCAUAACAAUCACUAUAGAAGCUUCCUAUCCAGGAGCUGUAUCUGGAUUUACCACUUUAGUUAUUGCACUAGAAAAAGAACCUGAAAUACAAUUCACAACACCUGUAUUUGAGCGAGCUUAUUACUUUGGCGAAUAUUUACAUCGCGAUCAAUUAGUGUUUGAGAAUACAAUACAGUUAAUUCAGGGCUUUGACAAUACUGUUUCAUUUACACUAGAAGGUGACGAUUCAAAAUACUUCAAAUUGAUUUUUAACAGCCAAAACAAUAUCACCUUAUCUGUCACGGAUGAUUCUAUUGAUGAAGUAAAUGAUCGAACUCAUUUGUUAUUCUCUAUAAUAGCAAAAAAUAUGGGAACUGUUAAUGGAAAAGCAGCUAUUGUAAUAACGCUUCCAGAUAUAAACACAGGCAGAGUACUCAGCUUUGAGCGAAAUUAUUAUGUGGGAUUGUUAAACGGUACUAAUGUCAAUCUGCCUCAGAUAGUGCUCAACGAGGGAUUCUCGUCGGACGUUCGAUUCUCAUUAGUAGGCGAGCUCGCACCCUUCUUCAUACUGCAAGACAACCUCGCUACCCUUACAAUAUCCCUGGCGAAUGCCAUCCCUGAAGAUUCGAUACCUGCCAACGGCAUUAUAAUAAUUCAGGUAGAAGCGACAGCACCGCAAGUCCUACCAGCGUACACCUCAAUUAUCUUGGAAGUGACGAUGCGUAAAGAAGACCUACCGACAGCUAUCGAAUUUGAAGAAACGCACUAUGUCGGAAACUUCUCUACGACCGAAGGCCUUAUAUUCGACAGAAUCAUAACUCUAGCAGAGGGCUACGAUGAAAGCGUUGAAUUCGAUCUCGAAGGAGGUUUGCUAGCUACAAUAUUUUAAUCUCUCUCAAUUCUAAAUAAAUUAUACGGCA